Molecule: messenger RNA, 843 nt
Organism: Trypanosoma grayi
Lineage: Eukaryota; Euglenozoa; Kinetoplastea; Trypanosomatida; Trypanosomatidae
Exons: 1
Coding region: 1-843 (280 amino acids)
Source: RefSeq, a predicted model, not a curated record
AUGCCACCCAAACACUGGGCGCGGCGGCGAACAGCAGCAGCAGCAGCAUCAGGCACCCCGCACCACGCAUCCUCGCAGGCUGAGGACUUCACACAGCAGCUGAUGGAGGCCAUGUCGGUGGCGAACGCAUGUGCGGGGCCUGUGCUGCAGCCAUCCGAAAGCUCCGAGGAGCACGAGGCUGACGCCACACUGGAGUGCCCAGCCGUGCCGGCUGUCGCUAAUGUGGACGACGAUGACGACAGCAAGGACACAGUUGCGAACGUGUUGCGGCUGCAGAUGAAACACGACAGCCGCUUCCCUGCCGAGCGAAAGCGGUGCCGCGGCGAGACGUCGCCGGAUCGCCGACAUGAAGUGACAGCAGUACGUCAGCCAACAACGUGCAGCGCGACGGUGAAGCGAGUCACUGUGAUGACACCUGCGGAGACCGCACAUCGUUCUUCGGUCGGCGACGCGACGCUGAAGGGCGCUGGCAAGAAUGACGCUGUGGCCACCGAUGCUCAGAAGCGGCAGGAGAGUCUAUCGCUGACAGAGGCGGAGGUGCUGCAGCAACAUGGCCACUUGUCGCAGCUCAACAACCUUUACCUCCCUUCCACCAGAAGCAGAAGCAGUGACAGAAGCACCGUGGAUGAUGAAGAGGAAGUAGCGACCGGCAAAGAGGCGUGUGGGGAAGAAGAACGGCUGCGGUGCCGUCGGGAGGAAUUGGCCCAGAUUCCAGCGGGAAGCCUUGCGUUGUACACGCGUCUGGCGGAAUGCGGCGUCAAUGCGAUGGAGCGGCCGUUCGCCACCUGCGUCGUUAAGCGUGCACAAGACGCCAUUGCUGCGUGGGCUGCAGGCUUCUCGUAG